This is a messenger RNA of Acanthamoeba castellanii str. Neff, 249 nucleotides long. RefSeq lists its product as uncharacterized. Bases 1 to 249 code for a protein of 82 amino acids. The transcript is spliced from 2 exons. The record is from RefSeq and is a predicted model, not a curated record. NCBI's taxonomy places the organism in Eukaryota, Discosea, Longamoebia, Acanthamoebidae.
AUGUCCCCCUCCGAGAUUAUGGGCCAGGUGCACGUCUCGGCGCUCAUGCCCACCGUGGCCAAAGCCUCCUACACCAGCGCGACCGCCAACAUUCUAAAAUUCAAGCCGGACGUCCAGAGCGGCAGCCUGGCCACCGUGAUCUCGAACCCGAGCUCCUCUACGACAAGCGACGGCGACGGCGACAACACGGUCGCGAUCGCGGCGGGAGUGGCGGUGCCUGUGGCGCUGGCUCGGUGGCGUGCCUGGUGA